UAGAGAGAUUUCUCUCCACACGGCAAAGCUAGCCAUCCACCACCUUUGCUUGCAUUCACUCGCCAUUACUGACGGACCUACCAACUGUAGGGCGUAGGCGCAAGCACCACUCCACUGUUGCAGUUCUCAAAUGCUUGCACUUGGCUUCCGCUCAUGCUCAUAAAAAAGAACCGCUGCUAACGUUGCGAAUGCCCUGAUAUAGCAAGCUGUUCGGCCGCCGGCGCGAAGAACAUGGAGUCCGUGGUGGUGGCCGGAGAUCUGGCCGCUGCACCGGCGCCGGCGACGCCGAUGUGGUUCGUGGCGCUGGUCGCCGUCGGCCUGCACGCGGCGGUCGUGUGGGCGGGGACGUUCCUCGCGUGGCUCCGCCGCGCGUUCCUCCGGCCCGGGAAGGGCCUGUGCCGGCGGUACGGCGAGUGGGCGGUGGUCACCGGCGCCACCGACGGCAUCGGACGCGCGGUGGCGCUGGAGCUGGCUCGCCGCGGGCUCCACCUCGUGCUCGUGGGGCGGAACCCCGGGAAGCUGUCGGGCGUCUGCAAGGAGGUCCGCGCAGCGGCGCCGGCGUGCAAGGUGAGGACCGUGGUGUUCGACCUCGCCGCCCCAGGGGACGACGACGUCGGGGGCGGCGAGCUGUCCCGCGGCGUGGCGAGGGUGGCGGCGGCCGUGGAGGGGCUCGACGUGGGGCUGCUCGUGAACAACGCCGGCGCGACGUACCCGUGCGCGGCGUACUUCCACGAGGUGCCCGACGCGGUCUGGGAGGCGGUGCUGCGGGUGAACGUGGUGGCGGCGACGAGGAUCGCGCGCGCCCUCGUGCCGGCCAUGGCGGCGAAGGGGAGGGGUGCCGUCGUCAACGUCGGCUCCGGCUCCUCCGUCGUCGUGCCGGCGUUCCCGCUCUACGCCGUGUACGCAGCGACCAAAGCGUAUGUUGACCAAUUGUCUCGAAGUCUACAUGUUGAAUACAAGCAUCACGGAGUGGAUGUGCAAUGCCAGAUACCAUUAUAUGUCGCCACAAAGAUGUCACCUGUCCAGGGUAACUCGCCGUUUAUACCAUCACCCGAGGAGUACGCCAAGGCUGCUGUCCGCUGCAUCGGUUAUGAGCCAAGAUGUGUCCCCUACUGGCGCCACUCGAUCCAGUGGUUCUUUGCAUCUCUACUGCCAGAUUCUGUUCUGAAUCUAUGGCGUCUCCAGGUUGGAAUCCGGAAGAGAAAUCAGAUGAAGGUUCUGCUUGGUGAGAGCGAUCAUGGAUUCAGUUAAACUGCCAUAAAUGUUGGUUUUGUGAAGUGUGUGUUAAUCUAUUCGAACAAAAUAGUAUAUACAUCAAUCUGGGAUUUGGGUAGUAGUAUAUACUUCGAUGAGUUAUGUGCUGAAUAUAAUGGAAUGGCAUUUAGUGUUUGUUUUGAACUUUGGGUAGUGGUUUUGUUUGCACCUCUAGCACUAUUUUUUAUUGGUUUGUGCGAGUUGGAAUUAUUAGUACUUUUCCAUUCAGUGUAAUCGAGAAAUAAACAAUGUAAAAUAUGAUGAUGAAUCUUAGUAUUCCCUCCAUCCCACACGCCCUAGUGUGGAUUUGGUCA
Messenger RNA from Oryza sativa Japonica Group (Japanese rice), 1568 nucleotides. Its product is annotated as very-long-chain 3-oxoacyl-CoA reductase-like protein At1g24470. The record is from RefSeq and is a predicted model, not a curated record. Lineage: Eukaryota; Viridiplantae; Streptophyta; Magnoliopsida; Poales; Poaceae. Gene Ontology annotation, cellular component: endoplasmic reticulum. Gene Ontology annotation, molecular function: ketoreductase activity.